Messenger RNA from Astrephomene gubernaculifera, 2828 nucleotides. The record is from the annotation of a GenBank genome assembly. NCBI's taxonomy places the organism in Eukaryota, Viridiplantae, Chlorophyta, Chlorophyceae, Chlamydomonadales, Astrephomenaceae.
CUUACAUUUAAUGCUUGCAUACUGGCAGUCAUCGGAAGGUUUGGGGCAGUUGUGACUACCGGUAACCAAGUUUCGGUGGCCACUGCCAAACAUUGUCCUUUACUAUCAGUGAAGGAUCUUGACUAUUACAUAUAUAUUGUACAAGUUGCAUCUAUUGCGCAAGAAACAUGGCGGAGGAGUUGGAGCGCCUCCGGGAUACCAUCAAUCAACACCUUCGGCGUGCCGACUACGAAGGAGCAGGCGUUGUCAUUGCGAAGGCGGUGCCACUUUUACUGCAGUUUAGCGUAGAUGAGUGGAUGGACGUCGCUGACGAUGUAGCCUGCGACACGCCUGGUGAGGCCGCUGCUAUGCCCUCAGACACCGCCAACGCGUCUGCGCAGGAGCCAAAAAGCAACUCAGGUGGACAGGAAGACCCGCAAAAGGAGGUCGACGGCGAUUCUGACAGUAGCGGCAGCAGCAGCUCCAGCGAUGAGGAUGGCGACGCUGACGCCGACGACGACAACGAAGACGGUGAUGAGCACCUCAUAACCUCAUACCGCUACCGCUCCACGCUGCACCACCCACGCAACCCCCGGCUCGAGCACCUCUGCACCUGGCUGUACGACACUGUCGUGCAUCCCAGCACGGGCGAGGAGCCCGAGGAGCAGGCCUGCCAGAAGCUCCCGGCCGCCAUCCUAGCAGCCUGGCGACGCCUGCAGCAGCAGCAACAACAAAAGCUACUCCAAAACCAGCAGCAGCAGCAGGACCAGAAGGACCCUCAGCCCUCUGAACCCCAGACGGGGAACCCGGAGCAGCAGCAGGAGCCCGGCAAGGCUCUCGAAGGCAGCGCCGCCGCUUCCGAGGAGCCGGUGCCCCCGCCGCUGCCGCCCACGGAGGCCCUGCACCUGCAGCACAGCGCCUUCUCCGCGCCCUUCUGCACCUGGCGCCACGUGGCCCCCGACACGCUGCCGCCGCUGCACGACGUGCUGGUGGGCGUGCUGCGGGUGUGCUGGGAGCGGCACGAGGACCGGGAGCCCUCCAGAAAUAUCAUCUGGGGCGCGCAGAGCCACUCCAGGCGCGACGACCCGGUGACCGCCUACCUGUACGUGGAGUACCUGCGGCUGCUGCUGGCCGCCAUCGUGCGCAGCAGGGCGGAGCCGCUGUGGCUGUGGCACGAGCUGCAGGAGGUGAUCGAGGAGUACCCCCACUGGCGCCACCACCCCCACGAGGUGGCGGUGCUGGCUCGCAUGAUGGUGGAGCACGGUUGCGGCUGGCGGCUGCUGAACAGCCUGCUGGAACACGUGGGCAAGGCCCCGCUGCUGAUGUACGGCACCUGGGCUGCGCUGUGGGACGCGUUGCGGCGGCCCGAGGCGCGCGCGUGUGCGCGGCUGGCCACCCAGCACGGCGUGGCGGCGGAUGCUGUGUGGGCGCAUGUGGCGGAACUGACGUUGCUGCAGGUGAAGGAGCACCCGCGGGACUCCCGGCUGCUGGCUCGUGCCGUGGCGGUGCUCAGCCGCGUGCUGCACAUGACCCCCGCGCCGGAGGAGCUGGCGGCCAGCUUGAGGGUGGAGCGGGACGCGCCGGCGGCGUGUGAGGGCGUGCGGGCGGUGACCAGCCAGCUGCGCCUGGGGGAUUGAGGUGACCCAGAUGGGGGGACAGGGCUGGGGCAGCUGAAUACGGGGGCCGGGGGCGGGGGGGACAAGCAGGGGGAAGCGGUGAGCGAGCUAGCCGUAGGAGGUGCGGGUGCUGCUAUGGAUGCGCACAUGUGCUGCUUCGGGCGGAGGUCAGCUUCUGGGCUGGGACCCCGGGGAAGCACACCUUGUUGGUGGUGAAGGGGCUCGGGGUUCCUCUUGAUGGCCGGUAUCGCUGCACAGCCGGGGUGCACAGCGGACAUGUCAAGCGACGAAGAGGAGUGGGCUGAGGGGCCGGCCUCUCCUGGGCUAUCAUCAGGCUUCCCAGCACUCCAGUGGGAACCCUGUGGUGGGCAGUGGGGGGGAAGAAUUUACAUACCUGCAUGUGUAUGGGCAGCAUGUCAUCGCGCCGCGAUGCAAAACAGUACCCCGUACGCUGUGAGCUUUAGGCGACUGGCAUGACUGCGCACCGCGGGAGCAAGAAGAGUUUUUACCGGUAUGUGUAGUUCUUGUUGAGGCAAAAGGUGGCGGCCGUACGGCUGUUACGGGCGUGGCUGCGGCGUCUUCCGUUGGGUGUGUAUUGCGAUACGGACUUCUGUGGGCGUUGCUGCGUACCUGGUGCAAGGCUGCGUGCUAGUUCAACACCCUUGCGUAUGCUUAAUGGGGUUAAGUACGCUGUCUGUGGCCUAGGCCCUGCUAAUGCUUAGCCGAGCUCGCUACUUUUCUCCUAACGGUAGCGACGUGCGUGCGUGGGGCAUGCUUUACCUUCAAUAAACAUGGUGCGUUGUGAGCAGCUCCUUUUGCGGGCCUUACAUGUCUGGACCACUCCCAUGGUGUUUUCUAAACCCUAAAGGAUAGUCUCGGGGGUCUGUCUGAAAGUUGCUGGAAGUACGAAGAUUGCCUGUAUGUGUUAUUGUGCUUAACAACCGUUGUGAACGUUAUGGUGUGUUUAAGGAAUCUUGCAUGCUUACAAAGCCCACAUCCGGGGCGGCACUUAUCGUGGAAUCGUUUGUGGGUUGGUGGAUACGGAGGCUUUUGCCAGGCCGGUGCCUCAGGGCCACGAGUCGCAUCCAAUAGAGCGGCAGAGGACGGUGUAACACUAUGACUGACAGCACCGAUAGCUGGUGACAAGCCGGAAAGGCGAGGGAGGGCGUGCAGGAAAAGCGAGGCUAGUGGAUUGUUUGGCCCUGUCGUGUGGGGCGUGUAAGGGGGGCGCCU